UCAUCAGCGCUAACAUCUGUCGAACGCCGCCAUUAUCCUCACAGCGGAAGGAGGAAACUACGACCCAAAGUCCAGAGAAAAGAACUCAAUUCUGGAUAAAUUCUGGCAUGGAGGUCUCAGGAGCCGACAGCGACUGGAGGAGCCCUCAGUUCCGCCAGAAAGUCGUGGCUCAGAUUGAAGAUGCCAUGAGAAAGGCAGGAUCUGGAAACACCACACACAAGUCUGGUACAGACAUGGAGAGCCACGUCUUCAUCAAAGCCAAGACCAGAGAGGAGUAUCUAUCUCUGGUAGCGAGGCUCAUCAUCCACUUCAGAGACAUCCAUAAGAAGGCUCUGGGGGGACCUGAUCCCAUGAAUGCCCUGACUAACCUGACAGGGGUUGGAGGGGGCCCAGGCGCCAUUGGCAUGGGGCCUCGGCCCCCCGGCGCUGCAGUGGGGGGCAUGGGGCAGAUGCAGAUAGGCCAGCAUGCCAUGGCCGGGGUGUCUGGAAACCCACAAGCCAUGGGUGGUCAGAUGUCGGUGCAGCAGAUGGUGCAGCAGCAGCAGCAGUCCAUGCAAUUCCAGCAGUUCCAGCAGGCCCAGCAGCAGCAGCAGCAGCAGCAGCAGCAGCAGCAGAACGCUGCCCUCCAGCAGCAGCAGCAGUUCCAGCAGCAGCAGCAGCAGCUCAGGGUACUGCAGCAGCACCAGCAGCUACAGCAGCAACAGCAGGCCCAGAACCAGCAGCAGCAGAACCAGAUGCAUCAGACCAGGAUGCAGCAGCAACAGUUGCUGCAGCUGCAGCAUCAGGCUCAGGCUCAAGCUCAAGCUCAGGCUCAAGCUCAGGCUCAAGCUCAGGCCCAAGCUCAAGCCCAGGCCCAGGCCCAGGCUCAGGCCCAGGCUCAGGCCCAGGCCCAGGCCCAGGCCCAGGUACAAGCCCAAGUCCAGGCACAAGUCCAGGCGCAAGUCCAGGCCCAGGCUCAGGCCCAGUCCAUUCAGCAGAUGGUGCAGCAGCAGCAAGUUCAGGUUCAGCCCGGGCAGAUGCCUCCACACUCCCAGCAGCAGGCUGGGAUGGUGCCUCAGUCUCUGGCUGGACAGAUGACAGCUCAGUCUGUUCCCAUCAACUCUUUGACCCAGCAGCAGCUGAAAUUGCAGGCCUUUCAGCAGGCUCGUGCAACCCUGCCACUGCAGCAAGCCCAGCAGGCUGCAGCUCAGGCGCAGCUGAAUGCAGCGGCCGCUGCAGCUGCGGCUGCGGCUGUACCUGGACAGAUGGUCCGCCCUACGAUGCAGAAUCUGCCCCGACCUCCUCGGCCUCCGCCGAACUCCUCCAUCCCUCCUCCAAACAAUACUGCUGGCGUUGGAGGUCAGAUGAUGACCCCACAGGUGCAGCAGCAUACCAUGAUGUCAUCACCCUCACCUGUGCAGGUACCCACUCCUCAGAUGCUGCCUCCCCCCCAGCCGUCCCCGCAGCCCCCCUCCUCUCAGCCUAACUCAGCCAGCUCCGGUCCUACACCAUCUCCGGGGGGCUUCCAGCCCAGCCCAUCCCCUCAACCCUCCCCGAGCCCGGUCACGUCCAGAACCCCCCAGCAGAACCACGGGGUGGCCUCUCCUGGAUCACUGAACACUCCAGGUAACCCCAACUCGGCCAUGAGUCCGGCAGGAGCCACAUCUCUGGAGGAGCAGCAAUACAUGGAGAAACUUAAGCAGCUGUCCAAAUACAUCGAGCCGCUUCGCCGGAUGAUCAACAAGAUCGACAAGAACGAAGACAGGAAGAAGGAUCUGAGCAAGAUGAAGAGCUUGCUGAACAUCCUCACCGACCCAACCAUCAGGUGUCCUCUGAAGACGCUGCAGAAAUGUGAAAUAGCUUUGGAGAAACUGAAGAACGACAUGGCCGUGCCAACCCCUCCUCCUCCUCCAGUGCCCACCAAGCAGCAGUAUCUGUGUCAGCCGCUGCUGGACGCCGUCAUGGCUAACAUCCGCUCCCCGGUGUUCAACCACUCCCUCUACCGGACCUUCGCCCCCGCCAUGAGUGCCAUCCACGGGCCUCCCAUCAUGGGACCAAAUGUCUGCGGGAGGAAGAGGAAAUACGAGGAAGACGAGCGGCAGACCAUCCCCAACAUCCUGCAGGGGGAGGUGGCGCGCCUCGAUGUCAAGUUCCGGGUUAAUCUGGACCAGUCAUUCUGCAGCAACAAUGGCACCGUUCACCUCAUCUGCAAGCUGGAUGAUAAAAACCUGCCCAGCGUUCCUCCUCUGCAGCUCAGCGUUCCUGCAGACUAUCCGGAUCAGAGUCCGCACUGGGCCGACGAUGGAGAUCAGUACGGUGCGAACAGCUUCCUGCAGACGGUGCACAGAAACAUGACAUCCAAACUGCUGCAGCUGCCGGACAAACACUCCGUCACGGAGCUGCUCAACACCUGGGCCCAGAGCGUCCGGCAGGCCUGCCUGUCUGCAGCCUGAAGCCCCGCCCACGCACAGCCACCUGCAGGCUGAAGCCCCACCCACCUGAAGUCUACCUGUCGCAGCCACAGUAACUCACACUACGUUCUGAUCCAUUUCAAACAUUAAAGGUUGAAAUGAACUCCAGCUGUGAUGCUGCUCACCUGUUUACCUGCAGACCAGUAAGCCGCUGCUUGUGUUACUCAGAUGUUUUUCUCCUGGAUGCGUCAUUCUUUAGUUUCUCUGUUUGAAAACAGCCAAUAUAGUAAAGAUUUAUCAGCUGUUUAAAUGUUUUUUAAUAAAUAAAAUCAGUUUCAACAUGAA
Messenger RNA from Girardinichthys multiradiatus, 2735 nucleotides. Its product is annotated as mediator of RNA polymerase II transcription subunit 15-like. The coding region runs from base 108 to 2432 and encodes 774 amino acids. NCBI's taxonomy places the organism in Eukaryota, Metazoa, Chordata, Actinopteri, Cyprinodontiformes, Goodeidae. The record is from RefSeq and is a predicted model, not a curated record. Gene Ontology annotation, biological process: regulation of DNA-templated transcription. Gene Ontology annotation, molecular function: transcription coregulator activity. The transcript has 18 exons.